GUUUAACUUCACAUAAACUCCACGUGUUCCUCUUCCGGGUGGAAAAUCGCUGUUGAAGAGUUUUUAUUUCAUUUUUAAUUUAUUUUAUUUUAUUUUAUUUUAUUUCAGGGGGGGGGGGAACCAUUCUGUGGCGUGUCCGAUUUCCACACGGACCACAGUCGCGCAGGGAUCGUAAAUACAGCUCUCCGGCUCCGGCAGAGAAACGAACGAUGAAGACUUCGCACAGAAAAUCUACACUUCGAUGAGGCGCAGCGGGAUUUCCAGUCGAGGUGAAGGCCGAGCCGCGAAGUUCGCUGGUGCCGGUGUGAGGCAGUGAAUCGGUCCGGGGAUGGAGUCGUGCGGACGGGCCGGACUCAGCGGGGUCCUGUGCUCCCUGUCGCUGCUGUGUGUCAUCCUGGACAUCCAGCUGGACGGUGUCUUGGGGGCGACUCAUGUUGAGAUUGAGCACCACUUGGAAAUGGGCCGCAAACUUUUGGCAGCCGGUCAGCUGGCAGAGGCCUUGUCCCACUACCACUCUGCUGUGGAGGGAGACUCUAAGAAUUACCUGACCUACUACAAGCGAGCUGCUGUUUUCCUGGCGAUGGGAAAAUCCAAAUCUGCCCUGCCCGAUCUGACGAGAGCCAUCCAGCUCAAGCCUGACUUUCUGGCUGCCAGGUUGCAGAGAGGGAAUAUCCUGUUAAAGCAAGGCAACACGCAGGAGGCCUUGGAGGACUUUGAAGCAGUGUUGCACCGCUCUCCAGAACAUGAAGAAGCUCACAUCCAGCUAACAAAAGCAAACGAGCUGGAGGAGCUGCAGGAGGCCGCCCAUGCUGCGUACCACCAAGGAGACUACAAUGCUGCCAUCAAUGAGCUGGAGAGAGUUAUUGAGUUAUCUCCCUGGGAUCCUGAGUCUCGGGAGCUUCGCGCAGAAUGCUUCAUCCGAAUGGGCGACCCACAGAAAGCCAUCCAGGAUCUGACGCCAACAGUAAGGCUGCGCAAUGACAACCGCGCUGCCUUCCUGAAGCUCAGUAUGCUCCACUACAGCCUCGGAGAGCACCACGAGUCUCUCAAUCACAUCCGAGAGUGUCUCAAGCUCGACCAGGAUGACAAGGAGUGUUUCAGCCACUACAAGCAGGUGAAGAAACUCAGCAAACAGCUGGACGCAGCAGAGGAGCUCAUUCAAGAGGCUGGGUAUCAGGAGGCCAUUGAUAAGUAUGAAUCAGUGAUGAAAACGGAGCCUAACAUAGUUUACUACACCAACCUGGCCAAAGAGCGGAUCUGCUUCUGUCUUGUCAAGAUCAAGUUGGCUCCGGAGGCGAUAGACGCAUGUUCAGAAGCCCAUCAGAGGACCCCCCGCAACACCAACGUCCUCCGAGACCGAGCGGAGGCUUACAUCCUCAACCAGGACUACGAGAAAGCGGUGGAGGACUACCAGGAGGCGAGAGAGUUUGAUAGCGAAAGCAACGAAAUCAGAGAAGGACUGGAACGAGCACAGAGACUGCUCAAAGUCUCUCGGAAGAGAGACUACUACAAGAUCCUCGGUGUCAACAGGAAUGCCAACAAGCAGGAGAUCAUCAAGGCGUACAGGAAGCUGGCACAGCAGUGGCAUCCAGACAACUUCCAGUCGGAGACCGAGAAGAAGGAGGCGGAAAAGAAAUUUAUCGACAUCGCGUCAGCUAAAGAGGUUCUAACCGACCCAGAAAUGAGGCAGAAGUUUGAUGCUGGCGAGGAUCCGCUGGACCCAGAAAACCAGCAGGGUGGUGGAGGACAACAGAACUGGCCUUUUCACUUCAACCCGUUUGAUUCUGGGGGCAGCUUCCACUUCAAGUUCCAGUACAACUAGACUGAGUAGGAUGACUUUACGAACACACGGACAGUUAGAGGGGUGGGCGGGGGACAUUUUCAGACAGAGGAGACAUUGGCAGAAGAUUUAUGGAGGCGUCUUUCUCCAGAACUUGUGUUUCAGCCUGGAUUUAAGGGUUACUGAUUUUUUUCAGAGGCUUGAGCUUUUUAGUAAAAGAACCUGGACUUCUUACCACAAAAUCUAAAGACAGAGUUACUUCAAGCUGCUAUCCUUAGGAACGUAAUGGUGAUGGUUGAAGGCAUUGGACUUUUUUUUUGGGACGUUUGCUCUUAUUACUAAUUUCUCUUUUUGUGCCAUUUUUUAAAAAACCUUAUUGAGGAACUUUGUUUUUUUAAUCUGCGUGGACAUAGAUGACUGUCGGUUUUCUUCGCAGUAUUCAUUUAAAGGAAUCAAAUGUUUACUGAUCUCAGUCGAUAUUCUUCACAAUGUCAAAGCAGCUCCUCACCAGAGAAACUAAAUCUGUUGCUUCUAAUGAAACCAAGAGUCACACGUUGUCGAGCUUCCACAUGAAUGUGAACUUUUACAGCUUGUGAGUGUAGAAGUCCUGAAAUCCUAUGGAUCUUAAAUCAUUGUAGCCACUCUGUGAAUGUUUUUUAAGUUCGCUUUAAAUUACCAUUUUAUUUUGUUCAGUCACUUAAUUGGAAUAACAUGUCAAGUUUAGUUAGAAAUAUAAAUUUGUUCAUGGGCCAUAUGUUGAACUGUACGAUGGAGUAUCAGAAAAAAAAAUCAGAGAUUUUGAGCAAACAUUUGUGAUUUAAUUAGAAAUAAGUCAAUUAAUGUGAGAGAAAGAAAAUAAUUUUGGAAACUACAAAACCUUGAUCUUGCAAACUCUUUUCAAAAUCCUGAUACUUAUGAUAAUGUGAAGUAUUUUAUUAGUGAAACCUACAUUCAACUAUUUAUUGCACAAAGUUGUGGCAACUGAUGACUGAGUGAAGAACUGUUUUAUUUCUCUCCUCCUCUUUACUGUUUUUGCAGCAAAUCUUUUUCAUGCACUUUUACCCCAGUUGGAAAACAAAAAAAAACACUCCGUGGUCUCCACCCUGAAAUGUUACUGCAGACGUUUAAGAGCCUUUGAAAGACUCUUUGCAAACCAGGUGUGUCUUCAGUGGCUUAUCUGAUGGUGUCAUAGAUACGGUCUCAAAGAAAGCGCACACGUCAAAUGUUAUACUGAGGUGUAUUUGGUCCACCAGGUUGCACUGAGGCACAAACUGCAAACUAAAGGUCUAAUCAAAGGCCUAUUUUACUGACUUGAAAGACAACUGUUUCAACCAUUUGUUUUUUUUUUAGCACAAUUUAAGUUAUUCUGUCAAAUGACUGAUCCUGCUUUGAAUCCCAUCUACUUUUUAAUUGUGUGAACAAAUGUCGACAGGCUCUUUGUAUUUAAAUCAACUGAGUAGGACUGUUUGGUUUCUGGGUUUUCUGUUGUAAGCAACACCAAUUGUAUCUGUUGCCAGACUGAUGCAGCUGACAUGUUCAAGUGUAUUAAAAUACUGACACAAUCAAACUUCCUCAUAUUCUGUAAAACAUAAUAAAAGAGGGCAGCGACGCAAAGUCUCAAA
Paralichthys olivaceus (Japanese flounder) is the source of this 3402-nucleotide messenger RNA. It is a transcript of the gene dnajc3b, whose product is annotated as DnaJ (Hsp40) homolog, subfamily C, member 3b. Lineage: Eukaryota; Metazoa; Chordata; Actinopteri; Pleuronectiformes; Paralichthyidae. Gene Ontology annotation, biological process: protein folding in endoplasmic reticulum. Gene Ontology annotation, molecular function: protein-folding chaperone binding; misfolded protein binding. Gene Ontology annotation, cellular component: endoplasmic reticulum. The record is from RefSeq and is a predicted model, not a curated record.